UCUCUCAUUAGACAUAUGAAGUCACAUGACUGAACCAAAAGUCAGAGUGUGAGUAAAAUGUACGUUGUAGAGUGUGAGCUGAAUAUGAAGAAACUUGAAGACUUCUGGAUAUUUUUAUAACCAUUUGCCACAGAUGAGGCAAAACCAUGAGUUCAGGUGUGGGCUCUGUCCCCCAAGUGCACAUCUCGGGGCCAGAGGAGGAUGGGGUGCAGGUGGUGUACACGGCCUCGGGCUGGUUCCCGGAGCCCCAGGUGCAGUGCAGAGACCCCCGUGGGGAGCAGUUCCUGAAGUUCUCCAAGGUCCAGGCCCAAGACACUGAGGGGCUGUUCAGCGUAGAGGCCACUCUGGUGGUGAGAGACAGCUCUGUGGGGAGUGUGACCUGCUCCAUCCUCAACCCCACCCUGAGCCAGGAGAAGGCCAUGGCCAUUGUCAUCCCAGAGCCCUUCUUCCCCAGGGCCUCUCCCUGGAAGCCAGCUUUCCUGGUGAGCCUGCCCUUGCUGCUGCUCCUGCUCCUGGGGGCUGCCUGCUACACCCAGAGAGAACAUUCCACACAGAUGCGGGAGCUGCAGGAACAGGGGGAUCUGGGCCAGGCUAAGGAGGAGGACAGACAGACCAAGGAGGAGGCCCUGAAGGGCACAGGUGAACUCCAGGCAAUUCUAGACCAGAGGAAGGCAGCUUACCUGGCUGCCUGGAGGAAGGCCCAGCUGUACGCAGGAAAGGAGGAACCUGUCAGGGAGGGCGUCUGGGGAGACACCCCACCCUCUCCUUCCUCCCAGAUGUGACACCAGUGAGAAGGGGACAAGCCCAGUGUGGGGAUCCAGAUGCCCAUGGAGGAAGGAAGUGGAUGGUC
Talpa occidentalis (Iberian mole) is the source of this 850-nucleotide messenger RNA. RefSeq names its product butyrophilin-like protein 1. Gene Ontology annotation, cellular component: external side of plasma membrane. The record is from RefSeq and is a predicted model, not a curated record. Gene Ontology annotation, molecular function: signaling receptor binding. Gene Ontology annotation, biological process: regulation of cytokine production; T cell receptor signaling pathway. The transcript is spliced from 7 exons. NCBI's taxonomy places the organism in Eukaryota, Metazoa, Chordata, Mammalia, Eulipotyphla, Talpidae. The coding region runs from base 147 to 782 and encodes 211 amino acids.